Messenger RNA from Alternaria atra, 444 nucleotides. RefSeq lists its product as uncharacterized. NCBI's taxonomy places the organism in Eukaryota, Fungi, Ascomycota, Dothideomycetes, Pleosporales, Pleosporaceae. The transcript is spliced from 2 exons. The coding region runs from base 1 to 444 and encodes 147 amino acids. The record is from RefSeq and is a predicted model, not a curated record.
AUGUGCCAGCGGCACUUCGACACACCCUCUAACCUUAUCCAUCAUGAGUUAACGCAUCGUACGCCAGUCUACGACUGUCUCGCUUGCCCACGCACGUUCACUACCUACAGCGGAAUGAUCAUCCAUCUUGAAUCUGGUGCUUGUUCUUCUCGUAUUGAUGCAUACGACUUGGCGGUAACGACUGCGAUAUGCUUCCAAGGUGCCAAAUUCUUCAUCUACAAAUCCGAUCAAGAGGCCAUCAAACAGGGUAUCGACAUGCUCCGAGAGCUUCGCGAGCAAGGUCGUAGCACGCUCAUCUUUCGUUGUCCUACUUGCGACCAUAAAUUUCCGAAAUUAUCGAGCAUGUUCAUGCACGUUGAGUCGCCUGCUUGUCCCCAAGAAUUGGGCGAAGGGGCAGUUGGCAAGCUGCAAACGUGGCUAUUCAAAUCUCAUUUCCAAAAUUGA